AUGAAGAAUCUGAAUGGAUUUACAAUGGAAAAGGAUAUCAAAACAGUACAAAGUUUACAAAAUGUAGAGCAUAUGACCAUCGAUUGGCUCACUGGAAACUUUUACUUUGUGGACCGUGUAAGCGACAGGAUAUUUGUUUGCAACCGUGUUGGGGACACCUGCGUCACCAUUAUAGAUUUAGAUCUGACCAAUCCUAAAGGAAUCGCUGUGGAUCCACUUAUGGGGAUGCUGUUCUUCACUGACUAUGGGAACGUAGCCAAGGUGGAGCGGUGCCACAUGGACGGCACCAACCGAACCAGACUGGUGGAUUACAAGACAGAGCAACCCACAGCCGUGGCCCUAGACUUGGUCAAGAAGCUGGUGUACUGGGCAGACUCCUACUUGGAUUACAUUGAAGUAGUGGAUUACAAUGGGAAGAACAGGCAUGCAGUCAUCCAGCAGAGUCAAGUGUCCUACAUCCAUGGAUUAGCUGUCUUUGAGAACUACCUGUAUGCCACUCAUUCCGACCCCUCCAUUGGGAAUACCAUGGACAUCUUCAAGAUCCAUCGGUUUAACACCACAGAACCCAGGACACUAACCAGCCUGGGGAGUUCCAGAGGAGCAAUACGUGUUUACCACAGACUCACUCAGCCAAAAGUUAGGAGUCACGCAUGUGAGACGGACCUGUAUGGAAAGCCAGGUGGAUGCUCCCACAUCUGUCUGCUGAGCGGUAGCUACAAGUCCAGGACCUGUCGAUGUCGGACAGGCUUCAGUAUGGGGAGCGACGGACAAUACUGCAAAAAACCCAAAAACGACCUCUUCCUGUUCUAUGGUAAAGGUCGGCCUGGGGUCAUCCGAGGCCUGGACAUGAAUGUGAAGUCGAGUGAUGAGCACAUGGUCCCGAUCGAGGACCUGGUCAACCCCAGAGCCAUCGACUACCACACAGAGUCAGGACAAAUCUACUUCGCUGACACCACCAGUUUCCUCAUAGGCCGGCAGAAAAUAGAUGGGAACAGCCGGGAAACGGUACUCAAAGAUGACCUGGACAAUGUUGAGGGGAUCUCUGUGGACUGGAUUGGUAAUAACCUCUACUGGACCAAUGAUGGCUACAGGAAGACUAUCAGUGUGGCCAGACUGGAGAGGGCCUCUCAAACCAGGAAGACUCUUCUGGAGGGGGACAUGUCUCACCCCCGAGCCAUUGUAGUGGAUCCCCUCAACAGUUGGAUGUACUGGACGGAUUGGGAGGAAGAUGAAGUCAAUGACAGCAUAGGAAGAAUAGAAAAAGCGUGGAUGGAUGGCUCUAACAGACGGAUAUUUGUCACGUCUAACAUGCUGUGGCCCAACGGCCUCACAUUGGACCAUGGGACCAGCACCAUGUACUGGUGUGAUGCCUACUACGAUCACAUAGAGAAGAUUCACCUCAAUGGCACUGGCAGACAGGUUGUGUACAACGGCAAACAGUUGAACCACCCGUUUGGAAUUUCUCACUACCGGAACUCCAUCUUCUGGACGGAGUACAUGAACGCAUCUGUUUUCCAGCUGGAUCUUACCUCUGGGGACGUUACUCUACUGAGAAGCGAGAGGCCUCCUCUCUUUGGCCUGCGUGUGUACGAUGGUCAGAGUCAGCAAGGUGACAAUGCAUGCAGAGUGAAUUAUGGGGGAUGCGGUACCCUCUGCCUCUCUAUCCCAGGGGGCCGAGUGUGUGCCUGUGCUGACAACCAGCUCCUGGAGAAGAACAAUGUCACCUGCUUAGUGUCAUCAGGGGGGGUGGAGCCACAGCUCUGUAAGCGCGAUGAGUUUCAGUGUCGUAACCAUCGCUGUAUCCGUGCAUCAUGGAAGUGUGAUGGAGAUGAUGACUGUCUGGAUGGAAGUGACGAGGACCCCCAUAACUGCUCCAACCACAGUUGUCCCAUAGACCAGUUCAAGUGCCUCAAUAAUCGCUGCAUCCCUAAGAGAUGGCUGUGUGACGGAACAAAUGACUGUGGGAACAAUGAGGAUGAGUCCAACACCACAUGUUCAGCCCAGGCCUGUCAGCCCAACCAGUUCUCCUGUCGGAACGGACGCUGUAUCCCCCAGGCCUGGCGCUGCGACCGAGACGACGACUGCGGGGACAUGUCCGAUGAGACUUCCUCCUGUGCAUUCCCGACCUGUGAGCCCCUCACCCAGUUCAGCUGUUCCAAUGGGAGAUGCAUCAGUGUCAAGUGGCAUUGUGAUUCAGAUGAUGACUGUGGAGAUGGUAGUGACGAGGUUGGUUGUGUCCACUCCUGCUCCAACACCCAGUUCCAGUGCUCCAGUGGGAGGUGUAUCCCAGACCACUGGGCCUGCGAUGGGGACAACGACUGUGGGGACUUCAGCGACGAGAACACUACUUCAUGUUCAAUUUCAUUGCCUCCUGUGAUAGAGUGCACCAGGGAUGAGUUCCACUGUACAGCAGAUGGGACGUGUAUCCCAGAGCGCUGGAGGUGUGAUGGAGACAAAGACUGUGAGGAUGGGACUGACGAGAUGUCCUGUGAGGGCACCAAGAGGAUGUGCGACCCCAAGGCCAAGUUCACCUGCAAAGACACAGGAAAGUGCAUCACCAAGAGCUGGGUGUGUGAUGGAGAUAUCGACUGUGAGGAUCGUUCUGAUGAGGAGUCCUGUGAGGCAGCUGUCUGUAAGCCUCCAAAAUACCCCUGUUCCAAUGACACUUCCACUUGCCUCCCACCAGAAAAGAUCUGCAACGGCAAGACGGACUGUGCAGACCUGUCUGAUGAAGGGCCUUUCUGUGAUAAGUGUUUGGUGGCCAAGGGUGGCUGUAGCCAUCAAUGCACAGUGGUACCAGGGACAGGGGUGGUCUGCUCCUGCCCUGCAGGGCUCCAACUGGACCCUAACAACAGGACGUGUGAGGCGGUGGACUACUGCAGUAGGCAUCUGAAGUGCAGCCAGAUGUGUGAGCAGUACAAGACCACCGUCAAGUGCUCCUGCUACCCAGGCUGGAGGCUGGGCCCCGAUGGGGACAGCUGCCACAGCACAGAUCCCUUUGAGGCUUUCAUCAUCUUCUCUAUCCGGCAUGAGAUAAGACGGAUAGACCUUCACAAGCGGGACUACAGCUUGCUGGUGCCAGGGCUCCGGAACACCAUUGCUCUUGACUUCCACUUUAAUCGCAGCCUGCUUUACUGGACAGAUGUUGUAGAGGAUAAGAUCUACAGAGGACGCCUCUCAGGCUCUGGAGGUGUGACAGGGAUUGAGGUGGUUGUGCAGCAUGGGCUGGCCACUCCAGAGGGGUUGGCAGUGGACUGGAUAGCAGGUAACCUGUACUGGAUCGACAGUAACCUGGACCAGAUCGAGGUGGCCAGGCUGAAUGGAGAGAUGAGGACCACACUGAUAGCUGGAGGGAUGGAGCAUCCACGGGCCAUCGCUCUGGACCCAGGACAAGGAAUCCUGUUCUGGACAGACUGGGAUGCUACCUUCCCCCGUAUCGAGGCUGCUUCAAUGAGCGGAGGAGGACGACACAUAGUGUUCAAGGACAUGGAGAUGGGAGCCUGGCCCAACGGACUAACUCUGGAUCAUCUGGAGAAGAGAAUAGUGUGGACGGAUGCUCGCUCUGAUGCCAUCUACUCUGCACUGUACGAUGGCAGUGGGAUCAUAGAGAUCCUGAGGGGACAUGAGUACCUGUCACACCCCUUCGCCGUGUCCCUGUUUGGGGGAAGUGUCUACUGGACAGACUGGAGGACCAACACUCUGGCCAGAGCCAACAAGUGGACGGGCCGUAACGUCACAGUGAUCCAGAAGACCAGCGCUCAGCCCUUUGACCUGCAGAUCUUCCACCCUAGCAGACAGCCACAAGCGUCUAACCCAUGUGAAGAGAAUGAUGGGUGUGGCCCGUGCUCACACAUGUGUCUCAUCAAUUACAACCGUACUGCGUCCUGCACCUGUCCACACCUCAUGAAGCUGUCCCCAAACAAACAAUCUUGCUUCGUGUUGAAAAGAUUCCUCCUGUACGUCAGGCGGUCAGAGAUCCGUGGGGUGGAUAUUGACAACCCUUACAUGAACGUCAUGACAGCACUUACCGUCCCAGACAUCGAUGACGUCACCGUUGUGGAUUACGAUGCCCAGGAGGAGAGGAUCUACUGGGCGGAUGUGAAAACGCAGACCAUCAAACGGGCCUUCAUCAACGGCACCUGGCUGGAGACUGUCAUCUCUGGAGAUAUACUAAACUGCCGUGGGCUGGCUUUAGAUUGGCUGUCUAGGAACUUAUACUGGCUCAGCUCAGAGAAUGACGAGUCACAAAUCAAUGUCGCCCGCCUGGAUGGGUCCCUGAAGACUUCUGUCAUUCAUGGGAUUGAUAAACCAAGGUGCCUUGUCGUGCACCCCGCCAAGGGGAAAAUCUACUGGACAGAUGGCAACACAAUAAACAUAGCCAACAUGGAUGGGAGCAACAGCAAGGUCCUUCACCAGAACCAACGGGAACCAGUCGGUCUCUCUCUAGACUACACAGCCAACAAGCUGUACUGGAUCAGCUCUGGUAAUGGCACAAUCAACAGGUGCAAUGUGGACGGUAGUGGUCUGGAGGUGCUGGAGAGCAUGAAGAGGGAGCUAACCAAAGCCUCUGCCCUGGCUGUUAUGGGUAACAAACUGUGGUGGGCCGAUGAUGAUUCAGCCCAUCUGGGGACGGUGAACAAGAGAGACGGACGAAAUCCUGUGGUUCUGAGGAAUAAGACUAGCGGAGUGGUUCACAUGAAGGUCUACGACAGGGAGGGACAGAGAGGAAGGAACCCGUGUCAGGUGAACAAUGGAGGCUGCUCCCAGCUCUGCUUCCCCACGUCAGAGAACACCCGCAGCUGCUCCUGUACUGUGGGCUACAGCCUUCGCACCGACCGCAUGUCCUGUGAGGGCAUUGAGUCAUUUCUGAUGUACUCCAUCCAUGAGGGGAUCAGAGGGAUCGCCUUGGACCCCAAUGACAACAUGGAGGCUCUGAUGCCCAUUACUGGGACCCUGUUCGCUGUGGGGGUGGACUUUCAUGCAGGUAAUGACACAGUGUACUGGACAGACAUGGGCCUGAACACAAUCUCCAGAGCCAAGAGGGAUCAGACCUGGAGGGAGGACAUCAUUACCACGGGCAUCAGCAGGGUAGAGGGCAUCGCAGUGGACUGGAUCGCUGGUAACCUUUACUGGACAGACCAUGGUUUCAACCUCAUAGAGAUUGCCCGUGUUAGUGGUGCCUACCGUUCAGUAGUCAUCUCCGAGGGACUUGACCAACCUAGAGCCAUCGCAGUUCAUCCACAGAAAGGGUAUCUGUUUUGGACAGAAUGGGGCCAGAGCCCCUGCAUAGGUCGAGCCCGUCUAGAUGGCUCCGAUCAGGUCACCCUGGUCAACUCUGGCAUUGCCUGGCCCAAUGGGAUCUCCAUAGACUAUGAGGAAAAUAGAUUAUACUGGUGUGACGCCCGCACCGACAAGAUAGAGAGGAUCAACCUUGAGACGGGUGAGAGCAGGGAGAUUGUACUGUCAGCGGCCAACGUAGACCUCUUUUCCGUGGCCGUGUUCGGAGCUUACAUCUACUGGUCUGACAGAGCUCACUCCAACGGUUCUAUCCGGCGAGGCUUCAAAAGUGAAGCCAGUGAGGCAGUCACCAUGAGAAGUGGUCUCGGGGUCAACCUGAAGGAUGUGACAGUCUUCAAUAGAGGCCGGGAGAAAGGUACCAAUCCAUGUGCCAGGAGCAACGGAGGCUGUCAGCAGCUCUGCUUUCACCUGGGUAGCGGACGUAGGACUUGUUCCUGUGCCCAUGGCCACCUGGCAGAAGAUGGCUUCGCCUGUGAGCGCUACGAGGGCUACCUGCUCUAUUCUGAGAGAACCCUACUGAAGAGCAUCCACCUCUCAGACGAGAGCGACCUUAACUCACCCGUCCAGCCCUUCGAGAGGCCCGCCUACUUCAAGAAUAUCAUAGCGCUGACCUUUGAUUACCGCCAGAAAACCGGUGGAGGGACCAAUCGCAUCUUCUUCAGCGACAUCCAUUUUGGGAAUAUCCAGAUGAUUAAUGACGACUGGACAGGACGAUCUGUCAUAGCUGAAAAUGUGGGUUCAGUGGAGGGGUUGGCGUACCACCGUGCCUGGGACACUCUGUACUGGACCAGCUCAACCACCUCCAGCAUCACCAGGCACAGCGUGGACCAAAGUCGGCCCGGUUCCUUUAGCAGAGAGGCUGUGGUCACACUCUCUGAAGACGACCACCCCCAUGUCCUCGCCCUGAAUGAGUGCCAAAACCUGAUGUUCUGGACUAACUGGAACGAGCAGCGUCCCAGUAUUAUGAGGUCCACCCUGGCUGGAAACAACAUGAAGGUGAUCGUCAGCACAGACAUUCUCACUCCUAACGGACUCACCAUCGACCACAAAGCUGAGAAGAUUUACUUCUCUGAUGGAAGUCUGGGGACGAUAGAGAGGUGUGAUUACGACGGCUCACACAGAUAUGUCAUUGUGAAGUCAGGACCAGGAACGUUCUUUGGCCUGGCUAUUUAUGGGGAGUUUAUCUUUUGGUCAGACUGGGCUCGCAGGGCCGUGCUGAGAUCCAACAAGUACACAGGUGGAGAAACAAAGGUACUGCGAUCAGACAUCCCCCACCAGCCCAUGGGAAUCAUUGCUGUAGCAAACGACACCAACAGCUGUGAGCUGUCCCCAUGUAGAGUCAAUAACGGUGGCUGUGGUGACCUGUGUCUGUUGACCCCAGAUGGAAGAGUCAACUGUAGUUGUCGGGGAGCACGUGUCUUAUUAGAUGACAACAAAUGCAUUUCAGAGAAUUCCUCCUGCAACAUCCACACAGAGUUUGAAUGCGGAAACGGCGAGUGCAUCAACUAUCAGUUCACGUGUGAUGGAGUAGCUCACUGCAAAGACAAGUCAGAUGAGAAAAUGCAAUAUUGUGACAACAGGAUUUGUAGGAGAGGCUUCAGGGCAUGCUACAACCAGCGCUGUGUGGCCAACAGUCGUUUUUGCGAUGGGGUCGAUGACUGUGGGGAUAACUCAGACGAGGCCUUCUGUAACAAUGUCACGUGCGUGUCGUCUGAAUCAUCCUGCCAAGAUGGGAGCUGUAUCACCGGCUCAGCCUGGUGUAACCAGGUCAUUGACUGUGCUGAUGCCUCAGAUGAAAAGAACUGCAACCACACAGACUGCUCUGACUUCUACAAACUGGGGGUAAAAGAGAGAGUCUUCAUUAGCUGUAACUCCACCUCACUGUGUAUCCACCCCUCCUGGAUCUGUGAUGGAGCCAACGACUGUGGAGAUUACGCAGAUGAGACCAACUGCCAGGGUGAGUCUCUCCUCUUCUCUCCUCUCGGCCAUUUCGCCUGCCCAAGCGGUAACUGUAUCUCCAGUGUGUGGCUGUGUGAUGGACAGAAGGACUGUGAGGAUGGGGCAGAUGAAUUUCAGUGUGACUCCUCUUGCCUGUGGAACCAGUUUGCCUGCUCUAAGAACAAGUGCAUCGCCAAGCAGUGGCUGUGUGAUGGAGAGAACGACUGUGAGGACGGACUGGAUGAGAGUGUGCAGAUCUGUGGUUUGGUGACGUGUGCUCCAGGGUUAUUCAGCUGCCCUGGGUCCUAUGCCUGUGUCCCCAAACACUGGCUCUGUGACGGGGAGAGAGACUGUCCUGAUGGCAGUGACGAACUGGCUGCAGCUGGAUGUGCACCCAACAACACAUGUGAUGACAACUCCUUCCGUUGCCACAACAAAGCCUGCAUCCCCCUGCGUUUUGUCUGUGAUCAUGACGAUGACUGUGGGGAUGGAUCUGACGAGUCACUUGAAUGUGAGUACCGGUCCUGUGGACCUGAGGAGUUUCGCUGUGGGGACGGCCGCUGCCUGCUGAGUGCUCAGUGGGAGUGUGACGCCUACCCGGACUGUCCUGACGGAUCUGACGAGCUGCCCCUGAACCUCAAAUGCCUGGCUGCAGGGAGUCUGUGCAACGGUUCAUUCUUCAUGUGUUCCAAUGGACGCUGCAUCUCUGAAGGGAGUCUGUGUGACAAGAAAGACGACUGUGGAGACAGGUCCGAUGAGAAGAACUGCAACGUGAACGAGUGUCUGAAUCGCAGAGUCAGUGGCUGUACACAGAACUGUCAGGAACUUCCUGUUGGAUACAAGUGCAAAUGUUGGCCUGGAUUCCGGCUGAAGGAUGACGGGAAAACGUGUGUGGACGUUGAUGAAUGUUCCUCCAGCCUGCCCUGCAGCCAGCGUUGCAUCAACACCUAUGGAUCCUUCAAGUGUCUGUGUGUGGACGGCUACGAAGCCCUGGAGCGCAGCCCCAACACCUGCAAGGCUCUCUCAGUGGAGGAACCGUUUCUCAUACUAGCAGAUCAUCAUGAAAUCAGGAAACUGAGUGUGGAUGGAUCAAACUACACCAUUUUGAAACAGGGCCUGAACAAUAUCAUCCACAUAGACUUUGACUACAAGAAGGAGUUCAUCUACUGGAUAGACUCUUCCAGACCCAGUGGACGGAGGAUCAACAGAAUGAGACUUAAUGGGAGUGACCUUAAGAUAGUCCAUCGUACAGCCGUCCCCAGUGCGCUGGCCCUGGACUGGAUAGGGAAGAACCUGUACUGGUGUGACAUCGAGAGGAAGAGCCUGGAGGUGUCUAAAGCUAACGGCCUGUACCCCUCUGUCCUGGUCAGCACUGGUAUCAGGAACCCCACUGACCUGGCCCUGGAUCCACAGUCAGGGUAUGUGUUUUGGGUGGACUGCUGUGAGUCCCCUUAUAUUGGUCGUGUGGGCAUGGAUGGCCGUGGGCAGGUCGUUAUCAUCGACAAGGAGAUCUACAGCCCAACUGCCCUCACUAUAGAUUACACCAACAAGAGGCUGUACUGGGCUGACGACAACCAUAUUCUGUUUGCCAACAUGGAGGGCUCCCAGAGACACAAAGUGUCCUACGACCACAUCCAAGGUGUGAUGGGUCUGACACUGUUUGAGGACUUUGUCUACUGGACGGAUGGGAAAUCCAAAUCACUCCGAAGGGCACAUAAAACAACUGGGGCCCAGGGGAUAGAGCUGCUUAACUCCUGGCAAGCCAUCAAGUCUGUUAAGAUUUACCAUUCACUACGCCAACCUGAAGUGCCCAAGCACCAGUGUCAGGUGGCCAAUGGAGGAUGUAGCCACUUGUGUCUCCUCUCCCCCAGCGGGGAACACAAGUGUGCUUGUCCAACUAAUUUCUACCUCGCCGCUGAUAAUAAAACCUGCCUCUCCAACUGCACUGCAAGUCAGUUUCGCUGCGGGACCGACGAGUGUAUUCCUUUCUGGUGGAAGUGUGACACUGUGGAUGACUGUGGUGAUGGCUCAGACGAGCCUGCUGACUGUCCUGAAUUCAAAUGUCAGCCUGGUCGGUUCCAGUGUGGCACUGGCCUCUGUGCUCUUCCUCCCUUCAUCUGUGAUGGUGAGAACGACUGUGGAGACAACUCAGAUGAGGCUAACUGUGAGACGUACAUAUGUCUGUCAGGGCAGUUCAAAUGCACCCGGAAACAGAAGUGUAUCCCUCUAAACCUCCGCUGCAAUGGACAGGACGACUGUGGAGACGGAGAGGAUGAGACAGACUGUCCGGAGAGCACCUGUUCCCCAGAUCAGUUCCAGUGCAGGGCCUCCAUGCACUGCAUCUCCAAGCUGUGGGUGUGUGAUGAGGACCCGGACUGCACAGACGGGUCAGACGAGGCUAAUUGUGAUGAAAAGACCUGCGGACCUCAUGAAUUCCGAUGUGAGAAUAACAACUGCAUCCCGGACCACUGGAGGUGUGACAGCCAGAACGACUGUGGAGACAACUCAGAUGAGCAGAACUGCAAGCCAUUGACCUGUAACCACAAGGACUUUGCCUGUGCUAACGGGGACUGCAUCUCGGCUCGAUUCCGCUGCGAUGGAGACUAUGAUUGCCAUGAUAAUUCAGACGAGAAGGGCUGUGAGGCUCGGUGUGCCGAGGACCAGUUUCAGUGUCUCAAUAACCUCUGCAUCUCCCUCAAGUGGCUCUGUGAUGGCCAGGAGGACUGCAAGACAGGAGAGGACGAGAGAAACUGCCAGGGAACAGUGCUCCCCGCCUGCUCCUUAAAUGAGUAUGUGUGUGCCAGUGGAGGGUGUGUGUCGGCCAGUUUGAGAUGUGAUGGACAGGACAACUGUCUGGAUGGGUCAGAUGAGGCGGGCUGCGUGAAGGAGUGCAAGGAAGACGAGUUCCUGUGUCUGAACCAUGCCCACUGUAUCCCACGGAGAUGGCGCUGUGACGACAUCUUUGACUGUGUGGACCAUAGCGACGAGGAGAACUGCAGUCAAGGCAUCUUCUUCUGCCGUCCCGAUGAGUUCAUUUGCAACAACACCUUGUGCAAGCUCCACGCAUGGGUGUGUGAUGGCAAGGACGACUGUGGAGACAACUCAGACGAGGACACAGAGAUGUGUGCCAAACUUCCUUGUCCUCCUACACGGCCACACCGAUGUAGAAAUGACCGUGUGUGUCUGCGCCCUGACCAAGUGUGUAACAAGGUGGAUGACUGUGGGGAUAACUCGGACGAGAAGGAAUGUGAGGUGGUGUCUGGCCGACCCAGGCCGUGUGGGAAGGCAGAGUUCACCUGCAGUUCCCAGCGCUGCAUCCCAGCCCAGCUGCAGUGUGACCUCUUCAAUGACUGUGGGGACGGGGGCUCGGACGAGCAGGACUGCAAGGCCUUUUCCCAUGGAGACGUAUGUGGAAAGAAGUCGAACCCAUGUGGGGAGGAUGCAAUUUGCAAUCAGACAAACACAAGUUCAAUAUGUCAUUGUAAAUCUGGCUUUAGGAGAAAUCUAAAGACUGGCCAGUGUGAAGAAAUCAAUGAGUGUCUUGGGUUUGACAUGUGUGCUCACUAUUGUACAAACACUAAAGGAUCCUACAAGUGUACUUGUGACAGGAAUUUUAAGGAAAUCAAUGGAAACUGUAUAGUAAAAGGACCAGAAGAUCGAGUGCUCUACAUAGCUAAUGACACUGAAAUCCGAAGUUUUGUGUAUCCAUUUAACCAGAGCCAUGGACACAAAUUCCUCACUCGCAUCGAGGACAAUGCCCGCAUUAUUGGGAUGGAUGCUCUGUUACACCAACAAAAGUUUAUCUGGGCUACACAGUUUAACCCUGGUGGACUUUUUUACAAAGAAAUCCUAGACAAGAGUCAAAGUAAAACUAAUGUCGGAAACAUAUGUUCAGACUUCCGUAGACCAAGGGAUGUGUCUGCUGACUGGAUUACAGGAAAUAUCUAUUGGACAGACCACUCUCGGAUGCACUGGUUCAGCUAUUACACAGCCCACUGGACUAAGCUCAGAUACUCUAUAAAUGUGGGCCAGCUCAGAGGGCCAAAUUGCACCCGUCUGAUAACUGACAUUGCAGGAGAGCCGUACGCCAUUGCUGUCAACCCAGCCCGAGGGAUGAUGUACUGGACAGUAAUAGGUGAUCAUUCUCAUAUUGAGGAGUCGGCUAUGGAUGGGUCCAUGCGUAGGAUCCUCAUGGAGAAGAACCUCAGGAGACCAACAGGUCUGGCCAUCGAUUACUUUAACCAACGUUUGUACUGGGCUGAUCCUGAGCUCUCCGAGAUAGGCAGUGUGAGAUUGGAUGGGUCGGACCCUCUGGUGGCAAUCAGGGACAGACACGGAAUAUCCCAGCCAUACAGAAUUGACAUAUUUGAAGACUACAUCUACGGGACUGGGCUAAAACACGAGGUCUUCAAAGUUCACAAGUAUGGAAAACAGCCUGUGGAGUUUCUCCACUUGGGUCUCGAGAAAACGACCAAUGUCAUGAUCUCCCACCGAUACAAACAGCAAGAUGUGGUCAACCCAUGCCUGAGAAUGAACUGUGACUUCAUGUGUCUGCUGAACCCAAUGGGUGCCACCUGCACUUGUCCAGAAGGGAAGGUACUGAUCAACGGCUCCUGCAGUGAUGUCAACAUCUCAGGCGAGCUGUGCCGGCCACCGUGUGAGAACGGCGGGCGUUGCCUGGCCAAUGAGAAGGGGGACUGGCGCUGCUACUGCUGGCCUGACUUCUCUGGAGAACGCUGUGAGGUCAACCACUGCACCGACUACUGCUUCAACGGAGGCACCUGCAUGGGCUCACCCCUGGGGAAGCCAACAUGUCGGUGCCCUGUAGGGUUUACAGGUCCGUUCUGUGAGAAGCGGGUGUGUGAUUACUACUGUCUGAAUGGUGGUACCUGUGAUGUCAGCCUAGGGAACCAGCCGGUGUGCCGCUGCAUGGCAGAGUAUACUGGAGACCGCUGUCUUUACCACAUCUGCCACCACUACUGUGUAAACUCCAAGGCCUGUACAUUGUCCAGUAGUGGCCAUGUAGAGUGCGUGUGUCCAGCCAAAUACGAGGGCAACAAGUGUGAGGUGGACAAGUGCCUGAGGUGCCAUGGAGCACCUUGCCUCGUCAACGAUGACACAGGAGAUGUGGUCUGCAACUGUACUAAUGGCAGGAUGGCACCCAGCUGUCAGCUAUGUGACGGCUACUGUUACAACGGAGGUACCUGUCACCUGGACCCUGACACCAAUCUGCCCUUCUGUCACUGCACGUCAGGGUUCAAGAACCAACGUUGUGAUGAGCUGGCCAACCCAUGUGAUUACUUCUGUCAGAAUGAGGGGAUGUGCACUAUCACUGCCCUUAACAAACCACGCUGCAAGUGCUCAGCCAAUUGGGCAGGGACACAGUGUGAAAGGCCCGCCCCAAAAAGCAGCAGAUCGGACAACACCAGUGGAAGGAGCAUAGCCAUCAUCGUGCCUCUGGUCCUGCUGGUGAUCUUGAUCACAACAGUGGUGGCAGGCAUUUUCAUCUGUAAACGAAGGCAGAGGGGGAAGCGGGUGACUAGGCAGCCCAUGACGAAUGGAGGGAUAAACGUGGAGAUAGGAAACCCUUCCUACAACAUGUAUGAGGUCGACCACGACAACCAUGCAGAUGCUGGCAGCCUUCUGCGACCAAACUUUACACUGGACCCUCAUAAGGGCUGGUGUGUGAAGUCCAGUGACCCUCGCACCCUGGGCAUACAUACUGUGCCCAAGGAGGUGAUACCUGGACAGCCCAUGAACUACUCCAACCCAGUGUAUGCAAAGAUCUACCUUGACGGACAGAACUGUCGGAAACCGGUCAUCAAUAUAGACGAGAGGAGAGAGCUACUCCCAAAGAAACUAGAGGGGACAAUUCGCGAAACUGCCGCAUAGCCUGACUUUACACUUUCUACUCCUUUUAUAAGACAGUGUACAAAUGUAUAAAAACAAGAGGAAAAUAAGAAUUUUCUAUUUCCUAUCAGGCUCCGGUCCUCAUGGUUAGGUUUGUUGGUUUUUAGCAUCAGCAUUACCUCCUCAUUUGUGUGCUGAACACUUUUAUUUCAAUUUGUUUAGUUUCUGUUGUUUGCUUUAUGUUUCUCGAACAAUUGUUAUACAGCACUAUAUAGUAUAUACUGUAAGACACUGAAGUAAAGCUGCUGAUUUACAAAAUACCUUAUUAACACCGGAACUCUUCUGUUGUAAAGAAACGUUAAGAUCGAUACAAUACUUAUUUCUGUACCUGUACAUGUCUCUCUCUUGUUAAAGUGGAACCAACAAAUUGUUAUUCUGGUGCAGUAUACAGUACUAACGCAGGUCUCAAUUUUUCUUUUCUGAACAAAUAUCUCAUCUUUUAAAAACAAUAGUAGUUCGAGGUUGGUCAAGUUAUGAUUGCUAUGGUUUCCACUGUCAUUACUUUUCUCGGAACAAAAGCUGUUUAUCUUCGCAAUAACAUGUUAUCAUUUCAUGGCUUCAUACCUGAGUAGUGAAGCUUGUUUUCUGUCUUUGUGUUUGUAUCAUUUGUUUCAGCCAUGAUGAAUACACAGGUUAGUUUUAAGAUAGUCCUUUUCCGUUGACCAUCUAAUUCAGUAUUCUACAGUGUUAUAGCAUCACGUUCAUGUAAUAAUUUCAAACAUAUAUUUGCUCUGCUUCAAAUGGAAGAUAUUUUACUGAGGUGUCUGAAAUGUGUACUCCAUCUACGCAGUUCUGUUUGGAUCACAGAGAUGAUUGAAGCUCAACAUGAAUGUUCUGAGAAUAGUCACAGAUAUAGACGUCCAUAUUUUUUUAGGUCUCUUGUUCCAAAAAAGUAUCUGUAUCUACGUUACGGCAUAAGGAUUUAAACACGGAAAAGGAUUUAACACAACUUUACGGCUACAAUGUGACUUUAGAGAAUUAUAAAAAUACUUUCUGUUACUUUCAGAAAGGGAAAGACGAUAGAUAUAACACAUUUUAUAAUUUUGUAUUUUAUUUGUAUGUUUGGCUGCUUGUAUUUUGAAGAAAUGUAUUAAAUGUAAGUACUUUUAUAUAAAUGUAAAUCAAUAUAAAAUAAAGGGGGCUUAUUUCCAUUUCAAAAUAAAUAUUUUGUUUUUUU
Messenger RNA from Oncorhynchus masou masou (cherry salmon), 14323 nucleotides. Its product is annotated as low-density lipoprotein receptor-related protein 1B-like. Gene Ontology annotation, molecular function: calcium ion binding; low-density lipoprotein particle receptor activity; protein binding. Lineage: Eukaryota; Metazoa; Chordata; Actinopteri; Salmoniformes; Salmonidae. The record is from RefSeq and is a predicted model, not a curated record. Gene Ontology annotation, cellular component: plasma membrane; signaling receptor complex. The transcript is spliced from 88 exons. The coding region runs from base 1 to 13128 and encodes 4375 amino acids.